AUGGAAGAAUGUCCACAAAAGUAUUCUUUUGCAAGUGAUGCACUUCAGAGUUCAAUUCAAGAUUUGUGUGCAGAAAUUGCUGCUGCUGAUUAUCCAAAUACCUGUAAAAAUGCAUUUAAGAGGUAUUCUGGAUUGGUUUAUCCACCUGAAAUUGCUGUUAGAGAAGAGGUUAGAUCCAUUCACAACUUCACCGCGACCGCUAACACAAUCAAGGAAGCAGCAUUGAGAGAAGAAUAUCUACAGGGGAACCAUAAUUUUCUAUGGCAGAUGGAGAUCGCUGCAUCAACCAAAAGUGCAAGAGUCCAUAGGCCUUCCAUGGCAUUGGUGCAUUAG
Fraxinus pennsylvanica is the source of this 333-nucleotide messenger RNA. NCBI's taxonomy places the organism in Eukaryota, Viridiplantae, Streptophyta, Magnoliopsida, Lamiales, Oleaceae. The record is from the annotation of a GenBank genome assembly.